Molecule: messenger RNA, 537 nt
Organism: Panicum hallii
Lineage: Eukaryota; Viridiplantae; Streptophyta; Magnoliopsida; Poales; Poaceae
Exons: 2
Coding region: 1-537 (178 amino acids)
Source: RefSeq, a predicted model, not a curated record
AUGGUCGACCCGAUCAUCUGCAUGAAGCGCCUUACCAAGGUACUGAUGGAUGAGGGCAGUGGAGUCAACAUCAUGUACACGGAGACCCUGGAUGCCAUGGGCAUCGAUCGGUCGCGCAAUCGGCCGUCUGGGUCACCGUUCCAUGGCAUCAUGCUGGGAAAGCAGGCGAUACUGAUUGGGACAGAGACCCUCACCUUAGAAGUGAUCGGGUUUCAUGGAUCCUACCAUAUCAUCUUGGGGCGACCAUACUACGUGAAGUUCAUGGCCAUCCCCAAUUAUACUCAUCUGAAGCUCAAGAUGCCAAGCCCACACGAGGUCAUCAUCGUCGACUCCUCCUUCCAGCGCGCCUACCAGUGUGAGGUGGAGAGCUGCGAGCUCGCCUCGGUGGUCAUCGUCUCCGAGGAACUUGCGGCCAUCAGGGAGAAUACCACGGAGGAGGCGCCUGACUCCAAUUGGAUUGCCAGAUCCUUUGAGCCCGCGGAGGGCGUGAAGGAGGUUCUCAUCGACCCUCAGAACUCCGUGGACAAGAAGGUGUGA